This is a messenger RNA of Poeciliopsis prolifica (blackstripe livebearer), 6622 nucleotides long. Its product is annotated as zonadhesin-like. The record is from RefSeq and is a predicted model, not a curated record. Lineage: Eukaryota; Metazoa; Chordata; Actinopteri; Cyprinodontiformes; Poeciliidae. Gene Ontology annotation, cellular component: membrane.
CUUCAUACUGGUGGUUGUUGGCUUGUUUGUCUCUACAGGAAGGCUACUACUCUCUAAACCUCUGACUUAUUGAAGAGUUUGAGUUGGUCACAGCUGAAAAGCUGUUGUCGGUUCACCCAUGCUGGGAAAACUCAACACAGAUUUAUUGAUCACAUUGGUGCUAAUCUUUUUGGCUCAUUUGGACUCAAUAUGCAAAGCUGAGAAUGAUUUGUCCUUGAUAAAAUUACCAGGGUGGAAGGACACCUCAGAUUAUGUUGACCGGUGUUUCUACAGCCAACAUGAGAAUCUGACUUGUGACUGGACAAGCAGCCAAACAGGCAAUAAUACAGUGAAAAUCCUGGCAAGCCAUCCACUAACUGUUACUGACAAGGCCUGCUUGGAGUUCUGGCAUCUGGCUUCAGGUGGUUCUAGUGGCGCUACAUUACGUGCUUUGCUGACAAGUGGGUUAAGGCAAGUGGAAAUCUGGAUUUCUCCUCCUCUCCCCAGACAUGCAUGGAGACAAGUCUCUGUGCCCCUGAACCUCACCGAACCAGGCACUCAGGUCAUAUUUGAAGCUGUCUAUCCAUUGUCUGUAGACCAGACUACAUUAAAAGAGAUUGGCAUAAGAAAUGGAUCAUGUAGAAACCAGUGUGACCCAAAUACUGACCUGUGGACUGGGGACUCCACACAGUGCCUAUGCUCAGUUGGUCAGCUGUUCUGCUUUCUCUCUCAUUGCCCUAAGGGCCAAAUAUGUGAUCCUCAACGAGAUGAACCCAGAAACUUUUCCCCUUCGGGCAUAUGUACUAUUCACAGCAGCACAGAUUGUCGCACCUUUGAUGGUGCAUUGUUCCGCUUCACUUCCCCCUGCACAUAUGUACUGGCCAAAACGUACUCGGCAUCUGAAGCUCUGCCAAAAUUCACAGUUGAGGUAGUCAACAAGCAAACCAGCAAUGUGUUGCAGACUACCAUACAGCAAAUCAAUGUAAACCUGGGAAAUGUGAGGGUAUCCUUGCUAAAGAGUCAGACCCACUGGGUUGUGGUUAAUGGCAUCUGGCGAAAGAUUCCCCUAAACCUGAACAAUGGUACAAUCCGUAUUGAGAGCAACGCGGCUGCUAUAGUAGUGGAAAGCAGUUUUGGAGUGACUGUGUCCUUCGACAAUACAGGGGCUCUUCAGCUCAGAAUUCCAUUUCAAUAUUCUGAUAGAGUUUGUGGCUUGUGUGGCAACUUCAAUCAGCUCCCAGGAGAUGACUUUCUCAAGCCUGAUGGCACAAAAGCUGAAAGUGCCACAGCUUUGGCUAAGAGUUGGCAAACUGGGGGAAAUGUCUCCUCCUGUGAAGCCAUUCAAGUACCACAACAGUGUAGCCCACAGGAUGAGGCUCAUUAUAGCAGUGAGAAUCACUGUGGACUCCUUCGUUCUCUUUCUGGGCCCUUUGUGUCCUGUCUGGCAGAUAUAGGUGCUGAAAGCUAUUUCCAUGCUUGUUUACUUGGCUUAUGUUCUACUCAUGGUGAUCAAAAAGUACUAUGUAAAGUGUUGAAAACCUAUGCAGAUGUCUGCCAAGAGGCUGGAAUUGCCAUACCAACAUGGAGGAAUGCUACUUUCUGCUCGCUAGAGUGUGGUGAGAACAGCCAUUAUAAUUCAUGUGCUGAUGGCUGUCCAGAGGUGUGCUCCAGUCUAGAUCAAGCAGGUUUAUGUGGUAGCUGUGAGGAAAGAUGCGAGUGCAACCCUGGGUUCAAGCUCAGCGGGGAUAAGUGUGUCCCAGCAGAGCAUUGUGGGUGCUGGUAUAAUGGAAAACACUAUGAGAGAGGGGGAAUGACUGUGGAAGGAGACUGUGUGCAACAGUGCCAGUGCAUUGGUAAUGAUACCAUGCAAUGCACUGCAAUGACAUGUGCAAGUGAUGAAGUUUGUAAAGAAAAAAAUGGCAUCAAAGGCUGCUUCCCAUUCAAACCUGCCACUUGUAGUGUGUAUGGCGAUCCACAUUAUAUUACCUUUGACAAACAGGCUUACAACUUUCAAGGCGGCUGUGCUUACACUCUCACUACAACAUGUGGCAGGCACAGCACAGUGCAGUUCACUGUAAUUGGCUUCAACAUCCACCCUGCUGGACACAAUUUUACUAGAGCUAAACUUGAAGCUGUGGUUCUUAAGCUUGAUGGACUGGACCUCACCUUGAAUCAGAGCGGUCAAGUUGAUGUCCAUGGAGUCUCUGUCAGACUUCCUUAUUCAACCAAUGGGUCAUAUGGCUCAGUGUGGAUCUAUGUGAAGAAGGAUUACAUCAUUCUGGAGACUACCUUUGGCUUGAAAUUAUGGCUGGACAGACACAGCAGAUUGUUCUUGCAAGUGGAUGAACGUUACAAAUAUGAACUCUGUGGUCUUUGUGGCACCUACUCUGGAUAUCAGGAGGAUGACUUCAUGAUGCCGGGAGGCCAUAUUGCCUCUGAAUCAUUUGAAUUUGGUGACAGCUGGAGAAGUGAUACCAAUGAAGAAUGCAUAGCCCAUCCAAAUGAUCCUAGAGAAUGUGACAACGAUGGGACUGUGGCCAAUGAGGAAUGCUCCAUGGUGUUUCAUGGGGCCUUUGAGGCCUGCCAUGAAUAUGUUCACCCAAGCAUCUACUUUAGCAGUUGCGUAUAUGACUAUUGUGCCACAAGUGGUGAUCAGCCCACUUUUUGCGAAUCCCUGAAAUCGUAUGCCGCAGCAUGCCAACUUGAAGGAGUGGAACUCUCUAGCUGGCAAACUGGCACAACAUGUGAUUUCUCAACUGUAGUUCCAACAAAUCCAGCCACUAUAUCUCCAAACAUCAAUUCCUGUCCCCUUAACUGCAGCUUUGACACAAGUAUGUGUGGAUGGGAACAGCUCAUUCAAGACAGUUUUGAUUGGACAAGACAUUCUGGAUCUACACCAUCAAAUUUGACAGGACCAAACCAGGACCACUCCACAGGAGAUGGUUUUUACAUGUACCUUGAGGGAGAUGAUGUAACCCAUGGUGAUUCUGCUCGACUGUUGAGCCAGUCAUGCCAGCUUGAUGGCCCAAUCUGCUUCCACUUCUGGUACCACAUGCUUGGUUCAGCCACCAGUGUGGUUCUGAAUGUCUAUCAACUCCAAGGCAAUAAGGCUACAAAGGUAUGGGGUAUUGUGGACAACAAAGGACCUGAGUGGCAGUUGGGAAAAGCUGACCUGAAAAUAUCUGGUCCAUUCAAGUUAAUAAUUGAGGGAAUUCGAGGCUCCACUGCUCAGUCAGACCUGGCUAUAGAUGACAUUGCUAUCACUUCUGGGUCAUGCUCAGAUGCCUUCCACAAUGUAUCAGGAACUGCACUAACUUUCACAACUACAGAAGUACCCUCAUCACACCAAAUCUGCAACUUUGACUGUAGCUUCCAGAAUGGCUUAUGCACUUGGCAGCAGAUGAUCACUGACGCAUUUGAUUGGGAAAGGAACAAUGGCUCCACCCCUACUGAGAUGACUGGUCCCUCUAGCGACCACACUGGUGAUGGCCACUACAUCUAUAUUGAGUCCACAAAUGCAACCUAUGGUGACACAGCUCGUCUCAUCAGCUCCCAGUGUUCAAACACUGGUCCUCAGUGUCUGCAGUUCUGGUACCAUAUGUAUGGGUCGGCAGACACAAUGGGCCUCCGUAUUUACCUUCUUGAGAACAAAGUAGCUAAGGCAGUCUGGCAGAAGAGUAACAACCAUGGCAAUAUGUGGCACUUGGCCCAAGUUGAUCUAAACACAACUCUAGAGUUUCAGAUUAUCUUAGAGGGACGGAGGGGUUCCAACGAUCAAUCAGAUGUGGCCAUAGAUGAUAUUACACUGCACCACGGAAGAUGUUCAGAUCUGAGUGGCAUUGCUACAGUUAUUCCUGUUAAACCUGAAUUUGAAAUGGCAUCUAGCCCAAGUGUCAAUUCACCCACCAUGAUGGUUCCAGAACCUACAAUAGGAAAUGUUACAACACCUCUGAGUGUCACUUCGCCUACCACAACAGAUCUGGAACCCCUGCUGAAUGGCACAGCCGAGGUGCCAACAAUGAAUGUUAUGCCUUCUACAAUUAAACUAAUGACCAUCAAUAUGGAAAAUGCACCCAAAACUCCUGAUCAAGCCAGACACCCAGUAUGCCAUCUUGAUUGUGACUUUGAAAAAGAUUUUUGCCAAUGGAGUCAGAUGCACACUGAUGUGUUUGACUGGGAAAGACGUAAUGGUUUCAACUCUACACUGAUCAUUGGUCCUCUCUCAGAUCACACCACAGGAGAUGGCCACUAUCUCCACAUUGACGCAAGCAUGGCAUCACCAGGCCACACUGCUCGUCUUAUUGGCAGAGAGUGUUCAGACACUGGCCCACAAUGUCUAACAUUCUGGUAUCAUAUGUCUGGCUCUGAAACAAUGGGUCUUCAUGUAUACCUGCUUCAAGGCAAACAGACUACUGUCUUAUGGAGAAGAAGAAAUGACCAAGGAAAUGUGUGGCAUCUUGCUCAGGUGGACUUUGUGGGAAAUGGGACAUUUCAGAUCAUUUUGGAGGGACAAAGAGGAACCACUGAAUCUGGUGUAGCUUUGGAUGAUAUAAAACUUUAUCGAGGAGGCUGCCAAGAUUUGGUCACCCCAGCAACUGUGGCACCAGUAAAGUGGAUGACAACAAAUGCCCUUGAGGUUCCAGCAUCCUCCAAUGAGACUGGACUGCAUACUACUACACAAAACAAUGCUACUGCUGGGCCCCAGGAUCCAGCUCCAACCAACAAAGUACCCUCCAAUGAGACUGUACCCCAGCCAGUGCCCACAGGUGGGCCACAUUCUAAAACUGCACAAGGCAAUGCUACUGCUGGGCCCCAGGUUCCAGCUACAACCAACCAAGCACCCUCCAAUGAGACUGAACCCAAGCCUGUGCCCACAGGUAGGCCACAUCCAACAACUGCACAAGGCAAUGCUACUGCUGGGCCCCAGGUUCCAGCUGCGACUGAUGAAGCACCCACCAAUGAGACUGCAUCACAUCCCACAACUGCACAAGGCAAAGCUACUGCUGGGCCCCAGGUUCCAGCUCCAACCAACCAAGCACCCUCCAAUGAGACUGAACCCGAGCCUGUGCCCACAGGUAGGCCACAUCCAACAACUGCACAAGGUAAUGCUACUGCUGGGACCCAGGUUCCAGCUACAACCAACCAAGCACCCUCUAAUGAGACUGAACCCAAGCCUGUGCCCACAGGUAGGCCACAUCCAACAACUGCACAAGGCAAUGCUACUGCUGGGACCCAGGUUCCAGCUCCAACCAACCAAGCACCCUCCAAUGAGACUGAACCCGAGCCUGUGCCCACAGGUGGGCCACAUUCUACAACUGCACAAGGUAAUGCUACUGCUGGGACCCAGGUUCCAGCUACAACCAACCAAGCACCCUCCAAUGAGACUGAACCCGAGCCUGUGCCCACAGGUAGGCCACAUCCAACAACUGCACAAGGCAAUGCUACUGCUGGGCCCCAGGUUACAGCUGUGACCGAUGCAGCACCCACCAAUGAGACUGCAUCACCUUCCCCAACUGCACAAGGCAAUGCUACUGCUGGGUCCCAGGUUCCUGCUACAACCAAUGCAGCACCCACCAAUGAGACUGCACCACAUCCCACAACUGCACAAGGCAAUGCUACUGGGCCCCAGGUACCAGCUCCAAACAGCCAAGCACCCUCCAAUGAGACUGAACCCCAGCCUGUGCCCACAGGUGGGCCUCAUUCCCCAACUGCACAAGGCAAUGCUACUGCUGGGCCCCAUGUUCCAGCUACAACCAACCAAGCACCCUCCAAUGAGACUGAACCCCAGCCUGUGCCCACAGGUGGGCCACAUCCUACAAUUGAACAAGUCAAUGCUACUGGGCCCCAGAUUCAAGCUACAACCAAUGCAGCACCCUCCAAUGAGACAAAGCCACAACCUGCAUCCACAGGUGGGCCACAUCUAACGACUGCACAAGGCAAUGUUACUGCUGGCCCCCAGGUUCCACCUGCGACUGACGCAGCACCCACCAAUGAGACUGAACCCCAGCAUGUACCCACAGGGGUGCCACAUCCUUCAACUGAACAAGGCAAUGCCAGUGUUGGGCCUAACUUUCCAGCUCCAACCAACCCAACACCUGCUUCAGAGACCAGUUUACACCCUCCAAAUUCAACUACAUCACAAACGCCUGAAAUCCCACCCACAAGUGAAUCACAAGUAUCAACAUUAAGGCCUAAUGUUUCCACUAAUCCUACAAUGAGACCCCAUCAAACUGUUCCACUACCAGGAACACCACAUUUUUCAACACCCUCUUGUGCAGAGAACAGUCACUACACCACUUGCAUUCCUGCAUGCAGCCCUACAUGCAAAAACCUGGCUGGCCCACCACACUGCAGUUCUGAGAUUUCUUGUGCAUCAGGAUGUGUAUGUGAUGAUGGCUUUGUACAAAAAGGGAGUGUUUGUGUGCCUGUACAGAAAUGUGGCUGCAUUGAUAGGAAUGGUGAAACUCACCAGUUCAAUGAAGUAUGGUACACUAGUCACUGCAGGCAGAAAUGUGAGUGUGAAGAAGAUGACGGAGAGGGAAAGAUCGACUGCAAAGACGAAGAUGGGUGUGAAGAUGAUGCUGUGUGCCUUCAAUUCGAAACUGGCAAAUAUUAUUGCAAGUCUACAGUACUUUGGUGGUGA